Thermothielavioides terrestris NRRL 8126 is the source of this 882-nucleotide messenger RNA. RefSeq lists its product as uncharacterized. The transcript has 4 exons. Bases 1 to 882 code for a protein of 293 amino acids. Lineage: Eukaryota; Fungi; Ascomycota; Sordariomycetes; Sordariales; Chaetomiaceae. The record is from RefSeq and is a predicted model, not a curated record.
AUGAGCGGAUUAGCCGGCCGCCGGCCCGGCCUCGCCUCCUCCGCCUCAUCCCCCGACAUCUUCUGCCGGCCGAUGGAGCCCAGCCCGGCGCCGCUGGUGUACAUCAACGGCUGGCACGGCACCGGGAAGAAGACAGUGGCCGAGUGUCUGACGCUGCUCCUCGGCAGGGACAAGUCGCUGCUCAUCGACGUCCGCGGCCAUGGGCACUAUCACGACCGCAACCAUAACCCGCUCCUGACCCCCGAGCACCCCCGCUACUUCUCCUUCGACCUCGACUGCGGCCCCGACCUCACCCCAUCCACCUCCUCCCGCUCCGCCUUCAUCUCCCCCGCGUCCACAACCACCACCAACGACCCAUCCGCCUCCGCCCCCACCGCGGAGAACCUAGCCCUGCUGCUCACGCACCCGCGCAACCGCGCGCGGCUGGCCGUGCUGCCGGCGUGCGCGCCCGACACGCCGGCGGGGCGGGCGACGCUGCGCACGUUCGAGGCGGCGGCCGCGCGGGCGGGCCGGCUGUUCGCGCCGGUCGCGCUGACCUGCGCGCCGGGCGAGCACGCGCGGCGGGAAUCGGGUGAGCAGGAAACGGCGAGCUUCCCGAGCCUGCCGGGAAUGCAGACCGGGCCGGCGAUGGGGGUCGGGAUGGGCGUGGGCUGGGCCAAGGGGCAGGGCCUGGCGGCGCCGAUGAAUGCCGGGUUGACGGUGGACGUCACACGCGUGGCGGCGUUUGAGGCAGCGCUGCAGAUUGUCGAGUAUGUCAAGGGCUUGGAGGCGGAGCGGGAAGCGGAGCUGUGCAGUGCCGGCGGAAGCCCGGCCUCCACGCCGGGGAACAGCCCCGAGAGUGCGAGGGCGUGGACGUCGCUGAGACUGGGCGGUCAGCAGUGA